AUGAAAUUAUGUCCGUCUGGUGGUAAAUCGUUUAUCACUGCUUGGCAUCUAUCCUGCAUCAUUAAGAAAAAACGAUCAUCAUCUUCACAAGAGAAACAAAAUUGGAAAAACGAUGCUUAUCGACCAUUAUCAAUGAUUGAAAUGAUGCAUUAUUGCUGUAAUGUCGGUUGCAAAAUUAAGGAUUUACUGCCAUACUGUGAUCCAUUUGAUAAUUAA
Brugia pahangi is the source of this 216-nucleotide messenger RNA. NCBI's taxonomy places the organism in Eukaryota, Metazoa, Nematoda, Chromadorea, Rhabditida, Onchocercidae. The record is from the annotation of a GenBank genome assembly.